This is a messenger RNA of Striga hermonthica, 870 nucleotides long. The record is from the annotation of a GenBank genome assembly. NCBI's taxonomy places the organism in Eukaryota, Viridiplantae, Streptophyta, Magnoliopsida, Lamiales, Orobanchaceae.
AUGAUGAUGGCCGCGCGCGGCGAGUUUUUCUUAUCGGAGCCAAUAAUCCAUCGCAUACAAUCUUUUCUCAAUGGAAGAGAAGCUGCGCAAACAACUGUCCUGUCUAAAUCUUGGCGCCAAGCCUGGCUCACUCGCCCCAACUUGGACUUUGAUACGUCCCACUUUUCCACUCUUGUUGAAUUCCCAGAGUUUAUGGACAAGACUAUUCGAAGCCUUGAAAUUCGUGAAUCGCGUCAACCUUGUUGCUUUGUUGUGCCGGCUGAGGUGUUUGGCUGCAGAGACCUUGUGGAACUAUCUCUGAAUGGGGGAAAAAUCGGCUUUGCUCCCGAGCAUCAGGUACAAUUUCCGAGGCUCAAAGCCCUUAGUUUAAGCGACGUCGGGCUAGAAAGUGAUGAAGUAAUUUCUGGUUACUUUUGGGCUGCCCCUUGCUCGAAAAACUGUCACUCACACAGCAAACAUAGCUUCAAUUAUGACGUGUGGGAUUUCAAUGGUUUGACGCUUCACCAAGUCGAGGAGUUGACGAUAGAUGUCAUGGACUGCGACAUGCCGUCUUUGACUAGUUUUGCUAUUUUUGAUGGUUUGUUUCGAUUGUGCCGUCCAAAGUUCAUCACUCAGCAGAAUCAGACUCUUGACGCCCCGCGUGAUUUCCUUUUUAAGACAUUUCUCAGGCACGAAAUAAGCCACGAAUGCUCGGCUAGGAGCCUUGGUAUGUAUGGUUUGCGGCAUCUUGAGGAAGUAAGAGCUCAGAUUUUUUAUGCAGAUGUUUACACUUGGUGGCUUAUUACGUGGGAUACUUGGGAUGCUUUGAAGGACAAGAAGAAAAUCCGGUUCCAGUUGAAGUGGAGAGAUGAAAGCCAGCAGGUUAAUUAA